AGGAGAAAUCCAUUGAUCACGCACACUACAAUAUAUAUAGUGGUAAAUAAUGGUGACACUUUUACAAAUGAUAUGGCUGAAUCAAAUGAUAGUUAUUAUGAGUGCAGUAAAUAUCAUUUACCAAAAGGAAGGAUCAACUGCAUUGCUUACAUUUCCCAAGGAUGAAAAAAGGACAGGAAAUGGAUGGUGUUUAUUUGAUUCCGAAAAAUAUUUGCAUAUUGAUGUUAUUUUCCAAUUUGAAAAUGGGAUAUAUGUCAACUUAGCAAAUACCCCAAAGUAUAUGAUUUUAAAUAAGGAAAGAUCAAAGUGGUUUCAACUGCAAAUCAAAAACUUAACAUUAGACGAUGCUGGAACUUAUGUCUGUAAAUGGUCUUUAGACGGUUCUAGAUAUGAUAUAGAGUUACAUGUAUUAAAUUAUCCCAAAGUGCACAUUGCAGAAGGGUCAUCCUUACAACUAGUAGAAGGCCAUCGAUUGAAUCUUACAUGUACAGUUGACGAUGAGACGAAUGUUAAUGUUGAAUGGUUUUAUUUAGAUGAAAAUGGCAAUCUGUUAAACCUACAUCAAUCGAACAAAGCGUUCAUUUUACAAACUGUAACCAGAAAUGAUACCGGAGUAUAUCAAUGCCAAGCAACAAACAGAAUUGGAAACAGUAGUUCAACAGUAAACAUUACCAUUCAAUAUCCGCCUGCAGUUGAACUAGUCGUAUCAGAAGAUUUUAUUGAAUGCAUUUUACACCAAGGAAUUCCUGCUUCAAACAAUCUUUUCCAGCUAGAGCAUCAGUCUGUGUUUGGUGUGCACAUUCGAGAAAUCCAUUCAUUUUCAAGUGAUAAGUUAUUACUGCUAAAGUCGUAUAUUCCAUAUGAAACCAAUGGAAUAUAUGUUUGUCAAGCUAGUAAUGGUGUAGUUGACGUUGAUGGAUUUGCAAUUCAUAAUAAAUCUACGAUUUUCAAACAUUCAGGACGACCAGUGUUUUCGAACGAAAAUACUAAUGUUUUAUAUGGAGAACUAGGAAAGCCAUUUUUAAUGAAAUUCAUAAUAUACAGUUUCCCGAUUUUACAAGAAUUGCGACCCCAGAAGAAAUUUGGUAAUCAUUCAACGAAUCAAAAUGUCGGAACAGAUCAAACUAUGAAAAGUCUUUUAUCUUAUACGGAAUACGACACCAAAGAAAAGAUUCCAGGUUAUGAAGUUAUAUACGAAAAAAACAUUUUGACAAAUGAAGAUUUUACUGUUUACAAUUUGUGGGCAAAAAACAGUUUUGGGGAAUCAUUUUAUAUGUACAAAAUUAUAGCUUUAGGUAAGUAAUAAAGAUAUCGUAUACCGUGAGAAGUGACUAUAUACCUAAACAUGUAAGCAAAACAGAUCUUAUCGAGAAAUAUUGUAUGUUUCCGGUGUGGUAAUGAAGUUUGAUUUGAUUAUUUUUUUCAACGACGAAGAUUCCAGGUAGGUAAACAAAACACAUAAUUCGAAGAUAUUAACCAUCAGCAAAAACAUAAACACAAAGAAAAAUCUACAAUGAAACCACGUUAAAUUAUAUAUUGAGGAACAGUUAUCCAUCGGAAUAAAAAUAUGUAGGCAGUUAAAUGAUUCAAUGAAUUUUAGUUAUCUUGGGUAAAGAUGUUUUAAAUACAGGUUUGGAAAGCGAAGCAGUUAAAAAUCAAUCUAUAUUGAAGAUGUAAUCAAGUUGUGCGUGUGAUUUUAUUUACGGCAUAGAAAGAGUCUGAUAUAAAAACAAAAUAGUAUAUUUAAUGUAGACAUAUAAACUCUAUAACCCGCACAACAAAACCAUCAACAACCAUAAAAAAAUGUCCUGUUCAAAUAACAUUGUCUUACUUUAAUUAACUUCUACCUUUCUAUUUGCCCUUUUGCAGACAAAGUAGAUAAAAGCAGACAUAUGAAAAUUCAUUUCUUGGUAUCUGUUAGUAUUUCUGCUCUUCUAGUGUUAUACAUUGGCGUAAGUCAUUUCCAUUGUCUCAUCCGAUCAUCACGAUCCAACAGAUUAGAUGUUAUUCAAGAAAAUUCAUACGAUGAAAUAGACGUAGUACCUUAUGAAUUGGACAACAUUCAGCAACCUGUAGAUGAUGUUCAUGACCAAAGCUACGACGGUAACUCUAUAGACAGUAAUGUGUCAAGGCAAAAUGUAACAGAAAACAAUUCUACGAUGCAGUUAUUACAAACCAGACCAACAGACUCGCAUCGCAUCGCAAUAACUAUGAAAAUAUGUAUCAACCAAUUGUACGCGAAAGAAACGACAAUCAAUGUUACAGUCAAUAUUUACGUGAUGUUUUGGAUUAGACUGUGAAUCCACACUUUACAGGAUGUUAUAUCAGUUGUAAUGUAUAGUAAACAUAAUUUGAGAUUAUAAAAUAUAAAAAUUGUCAGUUCCAUAGUUAUAUCAUAAGGAAUCAAAGUCAUCGUUAGUGAUUCUUUAACAUUGAAUUGUUUGAAACACAUGGAAAUACUAAGCUUUUAACAAUAUACUUCUGGUGGAAUCAAAAUAAUUGAUAUUAUUUAUUGUAUAAUAUUUUCAUAGCUGGUAACCAUGACAUUUUAGUUUUACGAAUUGAGAUCAAACUUUUUUAUGAUUUAAUUUCGAAUUGUAAAACGCGUUUGAUUUUUUCAAUUGCAAUAUAUUCGAUCAACGUUGCAAGAUACUCAGAUCUGAAAUAAGACUGUUUUAAUCGAAAACAAAUGUGUAUUGAAGUUUUAAAUGCGGUCAUGGUUAAGGUUCAGGUUAUUGGUUGGUUCACAUAAAAGGCAUAGCUAGAUGUAAUCAACAAUAAUUAUUGAAAGCAAUCGUCAAGUAUCAUUUUGAAGCUAAUUAAAGCUGUCAAUGUGAUUAGGGUUUUUCUCAUUGGUGACGGCCUUACGGUCCAUAUAUUUGCUUAAAUCCACGUAAUUCUAUCUAAGAUAUAUUUGUUUUGUCGUAUGUUGAUUAUGAAUUAACGAAACAUAAAUACACUAAGUCUUGUAAAUGAAACGGUCAUUUUGAUCUGAACAGCUCCUGAAAGACUGAAUAAGCCAGUGCUUGAAUUCCAUUAAAAUCUGUUCAAUCUUUGUUUACAUUGUUCAGUAGUUGUUUUCAUCUGUUCGAAACAACAACAUGCUGCAUUGUCUAUACAUGUAUUGAACAGAACGUAAUUGACUGCGAGCAAACUGUCAGAAUAUGGGUAUAUAUUAUAAGAGAAUAUCUGAAAAAUAACUUUAUCUCUUAACAAGACUUGAUCUGAUUUGUUUUCAGAUGAUGCUAAAGUCUAAAUGACCGUUUAAUAUUAAAAUGCAUCUACGAGUGAUACUGCUGUGCAAAAAAAGCAAAUAUAUUGCAUAUAUCUACACGAAACAAUCUUUUCUACUAAUGAAAUAAAGAUAUCACAGAUGUAAAUGAUCAAUGUAUUCCAUUAAGUUACACAUCAUAAA
This is a messenger RNA of Mytilus californianus (California mussel), 3415 nucleotides long. RefSeq names its product carcinoembryonic antigen-related cell adhesion molecule 1-like. The coding region runs from base 50 to 1303 and encodes 417 amino acids. Gene Ontology annotation, molecular function: cell adhesion molecule binding. Lineage: Eukaryota; Metazoa; Mollusca; Bivalvia; Mytilida; Mytilidae. The record is from RefSeq and is a predicted model, not a curated record. Gene Ontology annotation, biological process: cell-cell adhesion. The transcript has 6 exons. Gene Ontology annotation, cellular component: cell-cell junction.